UCCCCGUGCAAAAGAUGUCAGGUGAGCGCCUGGGAACGCCCUUGUGUGUGGUGUGUGUCCCUGUCCAGGCUAGAAGACCUGGAGCUGGCCCCGCUGGGGGAUUCUGAUGUCCACGUCAAGAUGCUGGCGGCCCCCAUCAACCCCGCGGACAUCAACAUGAUCCAAGGGACCUACGCGCUCCUGCCGGAGCUGCCGGCCGUCGGAGGCAACGAGGGCGUUGGGCGAGUGCUGGGCGUCGGGAGGCGCGUGACGUCCGUGACGCCCGGCGACUGGGUGCUCCCCGCGGACGCCGGACUCGGGACGUGGCGCACGGAGGCCGUGUUCCCCGAGGAGACCCUGCUGCGAGUGCCCCGCGACGUGCCCGUGCUCUGCGCCGCCACGCUGGGCGUCAACCCCUGCACGGCCUACAGGAUGCUGGCCGACUUCGAGAGCCUGCGGCCGGGCGACUCCGUCAUCCAGAACGCUGCCAACAGCGGCGUGGGCCAGGCCGUCAUCCAGAUCGCCAGAGCCGCCGGCAUCAGGACCAUCAACGUGGUCCGAGACCGACCCGAUCUCCCAAAGCUGGUGGAGAGACUCGUGUCCCUUGGUGCAGACCACGUCAUCACAGAAGAGAUGCUGAGGAAGCCAGACAUGAAAGACAUUUUUAAGAGCAUCCCGAAGCCCCGGCUCGCCCUCAACUGUGUCGGAGGAAAAAGCGCCACCGAGAUGCUGCGGCACUUGCAGCCCAGAGGGACGAUGGUCACGUACGGGGGAAUGGCGAAGCAGCCGGUGACGGUGCCUGUGAGUGCGUUCAUCUUCAAGGAUGUGAAGCUCCGUGGGUUCUGGAUGACCCAGUGGAAGAAAGACCAAAUGCACAACAAGGACGCCCUGCAGAGCAUGAUGCAGAGCCUGUGCGAGCUCGUUCGGAAGGGGCAGCUCGGCACGCCGGCGUGCACGGAGGUCCCGCUCGAGGACUACAGGGCCGCCCUGGAGGCCUCCAUGAAGCCGUUCACGUCAUCCAAGCAGAUACUCAUCCUGUGACGCUCCCGCUUUUGGAGAGAGAUUCCAACCUUGCUUUAGCUUUGAUUAGUUCCUCUGCACUGGAAGGCUUAGGGUUGAGGCAGCUGCUGCAGGAAUUGCCGAGGGGGUGAUGGCAGGGGAUGGGGCAGCCAAAAUCUGAGCAGCAGAAGCUGCCAUUCAGCAAGGCAGGGAGGGCACUGGGCUUCUGCCUGCCGCAGCCGGUCACCACCUCCUGCCUCAUUUAGGAGCUCAGAGCUUUGUUGUGCUUGUUGUGCUGUUCUCAGGUCACGCUGCAGGGCAGCGCAUGGCUGCUCGCUGCCUCCAGGCCGGCACUGGCACAGCCAAAUCUGCUGCUCAAGGUGCUCUUGCUCUUGGCCACCCCCAGCCCACAGACACCGGAGUGUCCAGCAGAGUGGGCUCGGAGCCUCCCAUCCCUGCUCUGAUCUUGGCUUCCCGCUGAAUGCUGCUCUGCUGUUCCGCAGCCCCAGCCAGAGCUUAGUGCUUGCUCCAGGGAGGCAGCAGUUCCUUGGGCAAUGAGAGACCCUUCAUGAGACCCUUCCUGGCCACUGACCCCUGUCUGGGUGCUGUCGGUCUCUGCGAUGGACAGGACAGAGCAGGGACAGAUAGAGCAGGUCAGGAGGUGUCUGGCACAAACCAUGUGGACGAGUCUGCUUCCUGGAAGAGAAGAUGUCUAAGGCCAGCAAGCACUCGACAUCUGUGACCCUGAUGGCAUUACUGGGGUAUAAUGAGCCAGGUCAUACUGCUCAGGGCAGGCUCAGAUCAGGAGGCCUUUGCUCAGAGAUUCCUGGAAAACAGCAGAAAAACAGGCAGAAAUGAAGAUUUAUCAGGCACAAGCCACCACUGCCACACCAGGCUGGACUGGCUAGACUGUCCCACCACAGCAAGACAGGACAGAUGUCUCAGGGAGCUCCCCGGUGGCCCCACGUUUGAGCCAGAGACAGGACUCGCCUCCUGAAUUUUGCUGCUGCCUCAGCCCUGGGUGUUGGGUCCGAGGCCUCGGUGGGAGACCAGCUCCCCGUGUUGUCCUUGCUUGGGGUCUCAUGCGUGUGUGGGAAGGGGGUGGCUUUUUGCAGUACUUUGACUUGAAUUAAUUUUUGCUG
Messenger RNA from Nothoprocta perdicaria, 2120 nucleotides. RefSeq names its product mitochondrial trans-2-enoyl-CoA reductase (gene MECR). Gene Ontology annotation, cellular component: mitochondrion. The transcript has 9 exons. The coding region runs from base 121 to 1020 and encodes 299 amino acids. The record is from RefSeq and is a predicted model, not a curated record. Gene Ontology annotation, molecular function: trans-2-enoyl-CoA reductase (NADPH) activity. Gene Ontology annotation, biological process: fatty acid metabolic process. Lineage: Eukaryota; Metazoa; Chordata; Aves; Tinamiformes; Tinamidae.